ACAAAGAAGCUCAUAGUGUCAUUUGUAGCUAUUGCUGGUUGUUGGCACAAACUAAUAUGUGGUUGCAUAAAGAAGUUUUAGACUUUUGAGUAAUAAAGAAAUAGUUUUUUUUUUCAAUCCAACACCAAUUGUGGUAACUAUGUCUUGAACAUAUCUUUCCUAGUGUAUCAUGGCGUUUUUCCUGGCGAGAGUGCGUCGUAACUUGCUUACCAGAGCAUUUCCACGAUUCGCAUUGGGCGUUGUUUUUAUUUAUAUUUAUUGUGAAUACCUCAUUUAUUAUGUCACUCAGUUACCGUGUGAUUGGCCAGCAUUAAAAGAGGAGCCAGUAGAAGAGCCUGUAUAUGCAAUGGUGCUGGCUGACACACAUUUACUAGGCUCUCGGCAAGGCCACUGGCUGGACAAAUGGCGAAGGGAAUGGCAGAUGCAUAGAGCAUUCCAGACAGCCAUGACUUUACAUAGACCAGAAACUGUGUUUGUUUUAGGUGAUCUUUUUGAUGAAGGCAAAUGGUGUUCAGAGAGUGAAUUCAAUGACUAUGUAGACAGGUUCCAUAAAUUGUUCAAAGUUCCUGAAGGUACUUCCAUGCAUGUAGUGGUUGGCAACCAUGAUAUAGGCUUUCACUACAGUAAGAAGCUCACAAGAGAAGUCAUAGCAGCUGGUCCUGUAGAAGGGGACAAGUUUCGCAGGAUUACCCCGAAACUGGCGCGGCGAUUUGAGAUUAAGCUGGACGCACCUCCAGUAAAAUUAGUGAGCAUAAGAGCCAAUCACUUUGUCCUAAUCAACUCUAUGGCUAUGGAAGGAGAUGGCUGUCGACUCUGUACUAGAGCUAUGAAGAAAAUAGACCGGAUUGCAGAUAUUUUAAAAUGCAGUAAUGGAUCUCCCUUGUGCAAAGGAGAUGUAAGGCUAGAAAACUAUACAAGGCCUAUAAUUAUGCAGCACUAUCCUUUCUACAGAGAAUCUGAUAGUAUAUGCACAGAAUCAGAUGCAGCUCCUUUGCCGGAAAGAAAUAAUUUAUUCGAAGAGCGCUGGGACUGCCUUUCUAAAGAGUCUACUGAGUAUUUAGUUGAGAAUCUGUUACCCCGUGCGGUGUUCGGCGCACACACGCACCAUAGCUGUAGAGUAAGGCACAGCUUCAAGCCGACCACCAAUCAUAAGAUUGAAUUUGUUGAAUACACUGUACCGUCAUUUUCGUGGAGAAAUAGGUUGGAUCCCAAGUAUUAUUUAGUAACAGUGAGCCCCGCAGAGAUACAAGUGUCAAAAUGCGGGCUGCCGCGUGAGUGGACAAUGCAGGUGACCGCUGUCCUAAUGUUGAUGGUGUUACUGCUUUUCCUAAGAUAUUAUGGCACUGGAAAUUACUUCAACUAUAAACUUUUGAGUACCAGAGCAACGAAAUUAACUCCGGGACACUACCCAGAGCACGCCGACAGGGACCAAAUGGGAAAAGUUUCCCAAUUUCGUCCUACCGGGAACCGAAUCCAAUCCCUCUUCAUGUAGCACCCACAGUGUUAACCGCUGGGCCACAGAGAGUCGGGAAAAAGAUGUAGCAAAAAAGACUGUCAUGGCUGCAUAUGUAGGUUGUAUAUUUGUAUGGUUGUAUUUGUAGGUUGAUUAUUUAUUAAUUACAUAAUCGAACAAAAUAUUUUGUGAUGGACCAGCUGACGUUCAAUGAAUCUUUGUUACUGUUCAUAUCAAAUUAAUCUUUUAUUUUGUGUACAUACUGUGAUUGUAGCGCAAAAUCUCACACGUACUGCAGUGUAUAAACACUACAGUACUACAGUGAUGAAUGACUUAUUGUUUUCAAUACUAUUUUUAAUUUUUAUUAUGGACUAAACUAAGAAUGUGUAAAAUUAGGGUACGUAUAAGUACAAUGC
This is a messenger RNA of Hyposmocoma kahamanoa, 1869 nucleotides long. Its product is annotated as metallophosphoesterase 1-like. Lineage: Eukaryota; Metazoa; Arthropoda; Insecta; Lepidoptera; Cosmopterigidae. The transcript has 10 exons. Gene Ontology annotation, biological process: GPI anchor biosynthetic process. The record is from RefSeq and is a predicted model, not a curated record. Gene Ontology annotation, molecular function: hydrolase activity. Bases 170 to 1492 code for a protein of 440 amino acids.